Tribolium castaneum (red flour beetle) is the source of this 2927-nucleotide messenger RNA. It is a transcript of the gene Tango6, whose product is annotated as Transport and Golgi organization 6. Bases 151 to 2853 code for a protein of 900 amino acids. Gene Ontology annotation, biological process: protein secretion. NCBI's taxonomy places the organism in Eukaryota, Metazoa, Arthropoda, Insecta, Coleoptera, Tenebrionidae. The record is from RefSeq and is a predicted model, not a curated record. The transcript is spliced from 5 exons.
UACUGAAAUCUUUAUUUUAAUAUAGAUCAGUUUGGGAAGUGGUUUAAAAGUGUUAACAUGUACCCUAAUGCUGUGCAUAUUGUAACCUAAAUAAAAGUGAUUUUUUGUAACGAUUUUUUAUUUCUUUCGCUUGUCCAACAUAAUUGCAUAAUGGAUAAAUCACAGUUGGUAAAAUUAUUGUGUGAACUCAACGGAAUUUCCACAGACUCAGAUGAAGAGAACGAGGGUGACAUAUUUGAAACAAGAUACGUAAAAGCUUCAGAAACCAUUAUGUGUUCUUGUGAGGAAAUAUUGUCAAAAGUUCCAUCACUUGCAGUUUCGUUAGAAGGAACGGAGCCCAAUAAUAAAAUAAAAUACAUGUUGUUAAAUUUUUAUAUUUUGGAAUUAAUAAACGAACAGCUCGGAACAUCCGACAUGACUGUUUUGAGUGUCCAAGAAACAAAAAAUGUAAAGGCGUGCUUACAAAUCCUUAUGAAUAAUGGGAUUCUAAAAAACAUUCAACCGAAACUCCCUUAUUUUAUUCCAACGCACAGUAAAAGUGACAUUUUACUUGACUACACUUUAUUAAAAUGCACCGUACUUGGGUUUUACAAGGACAUGAAAUACCCGAAUUUAAGAAUGUUGAUUUUACCACAUUUGCUCCAAGGAAUGUUGGUUGCAAUUUACCAGCUCGCUUACUGUCCUCUGAAAAAACCAACUGGCGCUCAGGAUAAUAAGUUCGUAAUGACUCUCGAAACGUAUGAAAAACUGGUCCACGACCAAGAACAAUUUCGAAAAAUAUUAGACGAUUUGAGUCACAAUAUUCAUCCCACAAUCCUGAUCCGGGAAACAAUGGUCUUAUUCCAAGCCAAUGCUCCCGUGUGGUUCAAAACAGCGAUUGCAAACACUUUGACUAAGAUAAUUCGAUCGCCGAAAGGCGUCCGAAACAUCGCUUCUGCCAUGCUUUCCGGCAUCGAAGACGACACCACAAAAACAUGGCAAAUUCUGGACGUGCUAACGAAGCUUAUAACGAGCUGUCGUAAAUUCCCAGACUUUGAGACAAACAUUUGCAAUCAAGUGUUAAAUCUCCUGAUCGAGGCCCGUGAUUUGUUGGUUUUCGAACGGUUGGUUGUGUCUUGCACGAAAUGUCUCUAUUCCGAGGAUAAAGCACUUUGCGAUGCAGUUUUUGUCAAGAGGAUAACGACUCCGUUAUUAUAUUUCGCCAACAAAGAACACCAAUUUCGUGACGAGGAGGUAACGGAUGACAUUAAACAAACUGUGCGUCUGCUUUACGGAUGCUUCAUCGACGGCUUACCGACCAAUCUGUUGAGGCCUUACAUCAACGUCUUGUUCCAUUUGUAUCACUUAACUGUGAAAUCGGCGCUAGAAUCGACCAGAAAGGAGCUGAGAGAGAUUUUAAUUAAGUUUUUGCAAGCCUGCACCAGGCCAGAGAUGCACGAAUUAUUGGACAACUUUAUUUUCGGGUUUACGCUUAACGGGAUUUUACAGUUCCGGAAUGACGUCGUCAUUGAGAUUGAUCAAAAGAUUAUCGUAAAAAACAGUCCACAUGUCAUUAUUUACACGACUGCAGAUGUUAUGGAUACAGUUUUGAAUCUCCUCGAUCUCGAGCAAAAAAUCGUCUUGUUCGGAUUUUUGCUAAACUGUGUUACCGACAAAGGGAAAUAUUUCCCGACUCUUCGUAACAGUACAGAAUUAUUAGGUAAUGAAGACCAUGUAACGGGUACCGUUCUUGAACGCCUUUUAACAAUCCAUAGAAUCCUAUCCCAAUUAGCUGAAAACAAAGAACUGCAACAGUUUCUCAGGAACAAACCUGACGAUAUCAUCAAUUACAUUAACAACGUGCUGGCUCAAGAGAGUGACGAGCAGCUCAUUUUCCUGGUUCUGAUGAUUCUGGACAAUUUAAUCGCAAAUUCAUCAGCGGGUGCUUUCCCAAAAUACAAGAUUUUGGAACACUCCUUAUCAACACUAGCUGAGUCAAACAACCAGGAAUUGAAAACACUGUGUCACAAAAUCAAACGCGCAAUAAACAGCGAAACCCAUUCGGCUGAAGCCACGGACGAGAAAACCAAUUUUGAGAAAGCGCUAGAGGACGUUUGUGACCCUUUGCUCCCAGUUAGAGGGCACGGUCUAUUAACUCUAUCAAAGUUGAUUGAAAAGAAGGACAAACAAGCGGUUCAGAGAAAACAGUAUUUGCUUAAUUUAUUCCAGUUGCACUUAAAAGACGACGAUUCGUUCAUUUAUUUGAACGCCGUCCAGGGCCUUGCGGCCCUAGCUGACACUUUCACAGACACAGUUCUGGAGACUCUAUGCGAGGAGUACUCCGAUUUUACGAAGAAAGGGGAAAAGGCCCAAGAAAUUCGGAUGAAGCUGGGCGAAGUCUUGGUUCGCGUCACAAAAAUUUUGGGCGAAAUGGCCCCGAAAUACAAGGCCGUGCUCUUGAACACUUUCCUGUCGGGGACAAAGGACGACGACCACCUGAUCCGAGCGUCCAGCUUAUCGAAUUUAGGGGAAGUGUGUAGAGUGCUUAAUUACAAGCUGGGGACGAUAGUAACUGAGGUUUUGGUGUGUGUACACGCAAUUGUGGCGACAGAUAAGGCCGUAGAGGCACGACGUGCCGCCGUUACGGUCAUAAGACAGUUGUUUGUUGGACUUCAAAGCGAAAUGAUAUCGUUUCUCAAAGAAGAAAUUUUGCCGAUUUACAGGACUCUCAAAGAGAUCUAUUACCACGAUAAGGACGACGUUGUGCGGCUGCAAGCGCAGCUAGCGCUUGAGGAACUCAACGAAAAUAUGAAAAGUUUCGUGUUCCCCAACGCCCGGCUUAAUUCGGAGAAGAAGGUUAUUAUGUUGAACUAAAUGAAAACGCUUGUUUUUGUAAAAGUUUAUUCGUAGUAUAAGGAAUAGAAAAAUAAAUAGCCAAUUGCAUACUA